Poecilia latipinna (sailfin molly) is the source of this 2055-nucleotide messenger RNA. RefSeq names its product submandibular gland secretory Glx-rich protein CB-like. Lineage: Eukaryota; Metazoa; Chordata; Actinopteri; Cyprinodontiformes; Poeciliidae. The transcript is spliced from 3 exons. The record is from RefSeq and is a predicted model, not a curated record. The coding region runs from base 1268 to 1666 and encodes 132 amino acids.
CAGGGUGGAGUUGGGUUUGGAUCGGAUCCGUUCGUAGAGUCGCAGGGUGGAGUUGGGUUUGAAUCGGAUCCGUUCGCAGAGUCGCAGGGUGGAGUUGGGUUUGAAUCGGAUCCGUUCGCAGAGUCGCAGGGUGGAGUUGGGUUUGGAUCUGAAACAUUUCCUAAAACCCAGCUUAAAGACAAUGAGGGUGUUGCUGGGUUCGACCGAUUUGCUGGAUCUUUAGGGAGCUGCAGUGUUGUGGUUGGUGAAAUUGCUGAAUGUGGGCAGAAUUCAGACCAUUUUGCUAACAGCUGUCCAACAGCUGCCUCAGGAACUGAAGAUCAAUUUUCCAACACCUUGGUUCAUAGUGACAGACAUGGCUUCAACUCUACUCUCACUUACCCAAACUACAUGUGUGGAACUGCAGCAGAGGGAAAGAAAGAAGUUACCAAACCCAGAUAUCACAAAGAGCAAGAAAAUUCAGAUAUGUCCGAAGAUGAGGCUGCAAACCGGAGAUUGGGAAAGUUGUACCAAGAGCUAGAUACAGGAAAGGAAGAGGUACUUUACCUUCCUUCUUCCUCCUCCAGUAUGGUAGACUAGUUUACAGUAGUAAAUAGGUCAAUACAAGUCCACUCCUUUCUUUUACCCUUUCACAGACUGAGGAACUGAAUCAAAUAUUUGUAGAACCAGGAUCCCAGCCUGAGCUCCUUCUCAUCCUAUUUUCUGUCUCUAAAAGUCUUCUGUUGGGUACCGUCAUACCCAUUUUACAUUCAAACCAUCUGUUAACCUCAGCUAGCUUCAUACCCCAAAAACUGUCAUUGAGUAUCUCUGAAGUUUAAUUUAGGAGACUGUUGAUUUAAUAGACCUUUAUAGGUCAUUAAAUCAAUGGUGAAGUGAUGAACAAAGGAGAGGUUUCAGAUAUUUAUCAUUUCUGCUUGUUGAACUCUGUGUUCAAUGUAUAUUAUAUCUAGACUUUCAUUACUUCAGUGUUAAUUACUCUGUACAGUUUUAAGUAUUUUUUCCAAAUGUUUUUAUCUUAUUCCACAUUAAUAGUAACAUGAUUUUUUAUGAUCACACAAUGUUUUAUCUUCAGGACAACAGACAUCAGAUAGUGAGCUUUGUACUUGACAGAAGUAACUUUUAAAGAGGACUGUCACCCAACCAGCAUGUAGAUCAAAAUAUCCUAGUAGAUAAAAGAUCAGCUUCUUCCUCCUUUCCCAGUGUUUGUUAGCUAACCUCAUUUCACUCUUUAGUCUUUACCCCUGAUUUAUGUUAAGAAUUACUGCUUAUGAUUAACUUAUUUUCUGUUUUUGUUUCAUGCAACCUUCAGGAUGCUGCAGCUCCAUCAUUUUUUACAGAUUUUGAUAAGAUGAAUGAGAGUGAAUCAACAGAAGAAGUUCCUGCAGCAUCACUGAUACAAACAGCCAAUGAAUUCAAAGAGGGAACAGCACCCCCUGCUGGAGAACAGUGUCCGAGUCCAUCUCUUCCUGCUGAUGAAGACUUUGAACAGCAGCCUCCGGAAUCAAACGUGGAGGAAGUUCCAGCUCCCCCUGCUGGUAAAGCCAAAGAACAUGAGGCUCCUACUGAUGAUGAAGAGGACGACAAACCUUCAGAGAAUCAGCAGGACGAAGAGCCAGCUGCUAAAGCUGGAAGUCCGGAGAAGCCAGAGCCUGCUGAGGUUUGUUAAAUCAAUUACUUUUUAUAUGUCUUGUUAAAUUUUCACUAAUUAGUCUUUUCAACAUUUCCUGUUCAAUUUAAUUCUGUUUAUUUAUUCACAACAAAUGUCUUCUCGAGGCCUUUUACAAAGCAAAGAUUGUUUCAAUUCAACCACACUUGCAUUACAUUUGACCACAUUUAUCAAACAGUGCAGAAUGCUCAAUUAAUUAUUCAAAGUAGAUUAAAAAAAUUCUCUCUUACUAAACCCAACAGAUUGCAUUGAGUUGUUGACUUGCAGUACGACUCCUACUGACCAGCAGGGGGCAACAAUCGCUUGCAUUGUGAUGUCAACAUUACAGCAAUCCCUCAUACUAGGCAUGUCAUAAACAUGAAUACGUAGACGCCUCAAGGAGUGAGUCG